AUGCCCCCCCGGCGUCAAUCACAAGUUCGCCGGUAUCCGCGUCGCCUCGGUCUGGCCGGGUUAAUUGAUUGUGAGUCUGUUUACGGCUGUGCUGGUAUCUGUAGUGACUACCGCAUACCAACAGGUGGUCAUAAACUGGCAGCUCGUGGCCCAUCGCCCGCCGGGCUGGUGGCUGCUUGUCCCUUCCUGUACAUGGUUGAAGACGUCGGUAUUCUGCACCACACCGUCUAUCCAUCCACGCCUCCAUCCUGCCGCACACUCGCCCCCCAACCCCCUCCAUCAGGUCGCCUCAAACGAGUUGAUUGUCACCCAUUCCGGCCUUUCCCACUCCCGACCCAACCACACGAAGUUGUUUGUUGUGCUGUUGUGACGGCCGAACGCCUUAUCUACAGCCCCGUAGGCAACAUCGGCUCGGCUGUUUAUUCCCAAUUCAUUUGCAACUGCGUCCCUCCACCGUCCGAUCCUAGAGACGAUUUCUCUCCACAGCAAGCCAUCGCUACCUCCAACUUGGAGCCUGGGCUGCUCGUGCCCCCCAUCGGCCUCCCCUUCGUUUACCGUGUUGGAGUGUGCAUUUUUAUUCGAUAUCCGAGCUCUGGCAAGUCGGUCGCCAUGGCGAAUUGGCUUAGUCAUUCUGCUUCUGUAGCUUUCGGACCCGAGGCGGCGCUGAUCCCUACGCGCCAAUAG
Protopolystoma xenopodis is the source of this 684-nucleotide messenger RNA. The record is from the annotation of a GenBank genome assembly. Lineage: Eukaryota; Metazoa; Platyhelminthes; Monogenea; Polystomatidea; Polystomatidae.